Thlaspi arvense is the source of this 696-nucleotide messenger RNA. The record is from the annotation of a GenBank genome assembly. Lineage: Eukaryota; Viridiplantae; Streptophyta; Magnoliopsida; Brassicales; Brassicaceae.
AUUCCCAUUUGAUGAUGUGUGUGUGUCUAUAAAUGCAACUCUCACAAUUCAUACAGCAUAAAUUGUAUAUUUAUUCUUACAUACUCUUUUAUUCAUACACAUUAUUGUAAGAGAGAUAAUCGACAUGGCGACCUCCACAUUCUCGUCUCGUGGUGCUCAAACGAUGAACACCAUGUUCGUCAAGCCGAUGCUUAGGAAAUCGAUCCACAAGAAGAGCGCGUCGCACGACAUAGUGAGAGAGACGGCGAAGACGGACGCUGGUGGUGCCGGAGAGGAGAUGAAGACGAUGAGAGGUUUCUCCGUCGCCGGGGCCGGAGAGACGUCGUCGUCAGCGAGUAGUUGGGUCCCACAUGAAGGCACGGGAAUAUACUAUCCAAAGGGGCAAGAGAAAGUGAUGCAAGAUGUGCCACCUCCUCCAGCUGGCAGCCACGUGGACGAGCUCGUUAAUUGGUUCUCUUGAUCAGUACUGAUCUCUUGUCUCAUCUCGAUCUCAUCGCAAGAAACUCUGUUGUUCUCUCUGUGUUCGUAUAAUUAUUUGUUGUAUGCGGGAGAAUUUCAAUUUUCAGUGCCGUAUGCUGGAUAUGUAUGGUCAAAAAACAGAUGACAAUGAAUAAUAACCGUUGUAGUAUAUAAAUGAAACGAGUUAAUCACCAAUGCAUGUAGCAGUAACCGUUGCUUUAUGCAUGCUUUCACUAA